Molecule: messenger RNA, 2247 nt
Organism: [Candida] anglica
Lineage: Eukaryota; Fungi; Ascomycota; Pichiomycetes; Serinales; Debaryomycetaceae
Source: the annotation of a GenBank genome assembly
AUGACUCAAAAUGAGUCUACUUUGACGGUGUCUGAUCCUGUAUUAUCAGUGUUGAACAAAAAGUCUGUGGAAAACCUUCUUUCAAUUCUCCAAACUGGGAUAUAUACAUCCAAUAAUUUACUUGUACUUGACCAACAACUAUCCAAUUUGAUCAAUUUCCUUACUCCAUUUCUGAAAUUAAAGGAAAUUGGUAAGUUUGAGAAAAUAGUAUGGCUUAAUAACGAACAGCCAUGGUCUGAUAUCCUAGGUUCAUUCAAUGGAUUGAUUAUUAUGUGUCGUGAAUCUACUGAUAAUCUCAACCUUGUUCUGAAAUUAAUCAAUACUCUCCCUAAACUGAUCAAGGUAUAUUUAGUGGUGGAGAAUCUCUCCAAGGCAUUCACUUAUGAAUUAAAUCAAGAAUUAAAUGGUGACUUAUCUUUCAAUUCUACCAUUGAAUUGAAUCUUGAAUCUCAAAAAUUUGUUAAAUUAACAUCAACCGUCAAAUUAUACAAUUGGUCAAUUAAUCCUAUAGUUCUUGAUCCAGAGGAUGGUCUGACUGGUGGAUCUGUCUUAUCUUUGGAACAACCAUAUGGAGGGUUGGAGUCAUACUAUACACAACCACUAGAACAAAUAUCACAUCUAUCAAAGGCAUUCAUUAAUCUUUUACAACUUUCACCACAUUUUACUAUGGGUCAUAAGAUGUUAAAAUUAAAAAAUAUAUAUGCCAAGGGAGAUCAUUCAUGUUUACUUGCUAAAAUAAUACAAGACGAAAAAAUCCCAGACUAUUUAAAUGAACAAAUGUCACCAUUAGAGCUGCAAUUUUAUCUUGAAAAAACCAAGGGCAAUACUGAUCUUGUCAUUCUUGAACGGAAUUUGGACUCUCUGGCCUUGGCAUUCAACCAAUUGAACUAUCAGGGACUCAUAGAUGAUUUGUUCAAGAUUGACCUUAAUAAUGUUUCAAUCCCUAAAGAAGAAACCGGUCGUGAUGGAAUGUUAUUGGAAAAAUUGACACUUCAAGAUGAGCUUUAUCAUGAUUUGAAACAUUUAAAUUUUGCAUCUAUUGGUCAUAAAUUAAACCAAUUAGCAAAAUAUAUUCAAAACGAGUUUCUGAAACGUGAUAGUUUACUUCAUAAUGACCAAACUGAAAAUUCUGACUUGACAGAAAUCAAAAAACUUGUUAAUAAUUUGGGAUCAUUGACAAAUAAACAAGAAUUGAUCAAAAAGCAUACUUUUAUUUCUGAAUCUAUAUUGAAUAGUAUCAAGUUUGGUAGCACAUCUACUAACCCACAAUUGAAGUCAACAUAUUCUCAAUUAAAUGAACAUGAAGAAUUCCUUGCGUUCCAAAAUGAUUUAUUUGAUUUAGAAUACAAGGCACAAAUCUUAAAAGUUCGAGAAUUCAUUGUUAAGAAUUUUGAUAGUAAUCUUGUUUUAAUGGGGGUAUUACUAGUUUCCAUUGUCAAUGAUGGAAUUAGGGAAAGAGAUUAUGAAAUAAUACUUACAGAAGUGACUCAAAACUAUGGAUUAUUGAUUAAAUUUACUCUUGAUAAUUUGAUAAGAUACCAUAUACUUCGCAUUCUUCAUACUGGUGGUGGAGCUACUAGUGAACUUUUCGGGGCUGCACUUGCAUCUCUUUCAUUAACUGGGCAUUCAAAUGAAGAUUCAUCAACUACAAAUCAAUCAACAUCUUUCCAAGGAUACGAAAAUCUUAAUCUGUUGGGAAUAAGUGGUGGUGGAGUUACAGGAUUAAAGGGUAAUUUCACAUUAAUUGAUAAGUUCUUCAACUUACAUCCACAAGAAGAACAAGUCAAUGAAAGCACUGAAGAUGGGUUAUUGAUACAAGAAUACUCACAUCCUACAUUUGCCUUGCCUUCUUCAACAGUUCCACUUCUCACUAGAAUUGUUGAAUCGUUAUAUUUACGAGAUUUCCUUACUUAUAAGCCCGUCAAUAAUCUUUCAAGAAGACCUAAUUGGGACAACCUUAACCUUGAUACUUUUUUCGCAGGUAAAUCAUUGGAUAUAAACAUUUGUGACACUCUGGAUGACAAAAGACAGCAACAACGAGGGGUCGAAGGUCCACUUUCACGACAAGAAUAUCAAUAUGUGGUGAUCAUAAUAGUUGGAGGUAUUACAAGAAGUGAAAUCAGUUGCUUAAAAUAUCUUGAACAAAGAAUAAAUGCAAAGAAUCAUGGAGAAAAGAAGAAAAAGUUUAUUAUUCUUACAAGUGGAGUGGUAAACAAUCAAAAGUUAUUAGACUUUUGUUCUCGUUAA